This is a messenger RNA of Rhopalosiphum padi (bird cherry-oat aphid), 1130 nucleotides long. Its product is annotated as CD63 antigen-like. NCBI's taxonomy places the organism in Eukaryota, Metazoa, Arthropoda, Insecta, Hemiptera, Aphididae. Gene Ontology annotation, cellular component: membrane. The coding region runs from base 201 to 914 and encodes 237 amino acids. The record is from RefSeq and is a predicted model, not a curated record. The transcript has 5 exons.
CUCAAAACAGAGGAAACGUGUCACGCGAUAACACUUUUUUGUGUCAUAUUGCUUAUCGUUAUUGUAAUAAACAAUACUCUGUUUUAUUUUAUACUUUAGAAAGUUACCUAGUACUUACCAUUUUUGAAACAUUUUAAUUAUAUUUAUGUAUAGUCAAUAAAUUAUCUUAUAUUUAUCUAUAUCACCGGAUUAUUAAAACCAUGUUGAAUAAAGCGUCAUUAGCAAUCAAAUACUUGUUAUUUGUCUUCAAUUUGAUAAUAUUUUUGAGUGGAAUUUUACUUUUAUCCGUUGGAUUAUCAAUUCGCAACGUUUACAAUCAAUAUGAGCAAUUUUUAACAGAGCACUAUUUUACUGUGCCGUCUUUAUUAAUUAUAGUGGGUAUCACCGUUCUAACAGUAUCAUUCUUUGGAUGCUGUGGUACAUUAAAGGAAAACAAUUGUAUGAUGAUUACCUUCGGAUUUCUUUUAGCAUCGUGUUUUAUAAUGGAAAUAGUAGGUGGUUUAGCUGGUUUUAUAUUAUUGGAAAAAACUCAUUCUGUAGUAACUUCAAAACUACACGAAACUAUGAUGUUUUAUAACAAAACCACGCACAUAACACAUAUAUGGGAUGGACUUCAAACAUCUUUACAUUGUUGUGGAGCUGAGAAAUUGGAUGACUGGUAUCCCAUACUUGAAGACAAAUUACCCAUGUCUUGUUGUGGAUCAUAUGAUGGAGCAAUAGAUCAUCAAAAUUGUACUGCAUCUGAACCCAAUGUUUACCAGCAACCAUGUUAUGUGUCAUUAUCAAAAAUUGUAAAAGAAAAUGCCAGUACGUUGAGUGGUGUUACUAUAGGAAUAGCGUUUUUGCAGUUGGUGGGUAUAAUGCUGUCAUGCUCAUUAUCGAAAUCUAUUCAAAAAAGUUAUAAACAAGUUUGAAAUCUUAUUGUGCACUUUCAAAAUAUUUACUCAAUUAAUGUAGUUUUUUUUUUAUAAAAUUAUGAAGACAUAAAUAAUAUGUACAUUAGAAAGUAUUAUUUAUUUAUUUAUUUAUAUACCAAAGAUAUAAACUAAUAAUACAUUUAAAUGUGUUUUAUGUAUAAAGUUUUUAAAAAUAAAUGUACUUAUAAGUGGCGCUGAUCACUAUAUCUAUAA